Molecule: messenger RNA, 2247 nt
Organism: Effrenium voratum
Lineage: Eukaryota; Dinophyceae; Suessiales; Symbiodiniaceae
Source: the annotation of a GenBank genome assembly
AUGCUGGGCGCACUCGCGAGCCUGGGCGUGCUUCGGCCGGCCAAGGACAAGCUGAGUGCUGCGGAGCCUGCCGCAGAUGAGGUCAUUCCUUUCAACAGAGACCGCCGGCCGCCCAGGCAGCUGGCGACCUCGGAGCUCUGCGCGGCGGGGGAAAAGAUCUCGAGCCACUGCGAGCAGCUGCACUUCUGGCGAGGCCAGAGCCUGGAAAUGAGGCAGGAGCUCCAAGAGCAGCUGACGCGCUGGCCAGCCCGUUCGCGCGUGGAGCGCCGGGAUGAGCUGGUGGUGCGGCUCCGGCACCUGCGCCGGAUGCUGGCGGCACGGCAAGGAGGGCUCCGGAUGCUGCGCGCGCAGAGGGAGGAAGGAGAGCGGUGUGACUGGCCACUAGCCCGAGAACACGCCCUGCAGGCAUGCGCUGCCAGUGUGGCCUCAGAGCAGUGGUGGCAAGGUUUGCAGCGUGUCAAGGAGCAGCUGCAAUGCGCGAGACCAGCGAGCGCGUUGGCCAUGGAGGCUGAGCUGCGAAAAGCCUGGCUCAGGCUGCGGUGCCAGCAAAUGCGACAGCUGCAAGAGCUGUGGCUGGUGUACCCCCUGCAGCAGUGCACCUCGCACUGGACCAUCCGCGGCCUCGUUCUGCGCGGCACGGAGAGCUUGAAGCACCAAGAUCCCCGAGAGGAACAAGAGGUCAGCACGGCGCUUGGCUUUUUGGGGCACUUGCUGCUGACAGCUGCGAGGCUUUUGCAGGUUCCCCUGCAGCUGGAGAUCCGGCGCGCCGGGUCCUCCAGAAGCUGCCUGGUGGACCUCAACGAAAGCCCAGACGCCGCCCAGGCCACCUUCCUGAGCCGCAUGGGAGGCACGUCAAAGCGACCGGGUGAGUGGCCCCUGCACUAUGGGCGGCAAGUGGAGAGGCAGCACUUUGAGGAGGCCUUGCGGCUUCUGGAGGCAGGUGAGCGGGCGGCUUGGGCCAAUGCUCUCUGGGAGCAGCAGCAGCGCGCGGAGCGGUGCCACGAGCAGCUGGCGGCGAGGCGAAGUCAGCAGGCGGAAGCUCGGCAGCGGAAGAGCCAGGUGCUGCAGAGAGCAUCAGGCUUGUCGCAGGAGCUGAAGGAAGCAAUGGCAGGCGGAUCCGAUGUGGCGAAGCCUUCUGUGCCUCUCACUUUUCCUUGGCGUCCACUCCUCGGGCAUCCUUCGGCGGGUGGAAAGAUCCGUUGCGCGCCGUGGCAGAUGUCGAGGCCAGAUGGUGUGAUUGCUGCGGAGGCGCCAGAAGCACACAGGCCCGCGAACGAGUCUGUGGUGCUGCUGGGCAAAGUGCAUGACUGCCAUCACAGGCCACCAAGCUGCAAAUUCAAGAAAGAUCAUGGCAUCACGGGCAAGCGCAUUGCUGUCUACACUUAUGUGACAGGUGCUUACGAGGAGAUUCGCGAUUUCAACGUGCCUUGCGUGCCGUCCGGCGUCGAUGCGUUCUUCCUCAUCGAUGAGGCCACGAGGAAGGCAUCGAAGAGCUCGGUGCUGACCACUUGGCGUCGGCACGGCUGGUGGGUUCUGACCAUGCGGCCGCUGAUCGAGGGCACGACGCAAGUGCCGCUGCCGCGGCUGGCGGCGAAGUCCCUGAAGUUCACGCCCCCCAGCUGGAUGCUCAACGGCACCUGGGAUUGGCUCGUUGAAUUUGAUGGCGACAUUUCGAUGGACAUGUCGGCCAUCCGAACGCUGGUCGACAAAUAUCGGGACAAGCCUUUGCUGCUGCUCAAGUGGUAUUGGCGCGACGACUGCAGCGCAUGGGACUGUUUUAUCCAAGAGUGCACCGACAUGCUGAACAAGAGGAGGGAGUAUGUGCAGACAUCGUAUGACAACAUUGUGAAGUGGAAAGAUGAGCUGACAAAGCUCCACAACGAUCCCACCCGCCCCUUUCAGCCGGCGAACUACUACGAGCUGGGUGUCAUGUUCCGCAACCUCGCGCACCCCAAGUCGAAAGUGGUGGACGACACUUUCAGGCAGGUCUUGGACCGCUGCAAGAGCAUCCAGCGAGACCAGUUCCUGAUGCCCUUUUAUCUUUGGAACGCAUCGCUGGAUAAAGAUGUGGAGGCGCUUACGGUAGCAACAUUGUAUUCUCAGCUUCAAUACUGCAAGGUGGGCACGCGCCAAAAACGAAAUCUGCUGGCCGAAGGCCACAACCUGUCUGAGACGCAAUCCCAUGACUUUGAAGGUCAUACCCUCGCUCCCACCUUCCAAGAGCUUGAGAUGCUCGAUCCCCUCUGA